This is a messenger RNA of Centruroides sculpturatus (bark scorpion), 1879 nucleotides long. RefSeq names its product switch-associated protein 70-like. The coding region runs from base 180 to 1787 and encodes 535 amino acids. The transcript has 8 exons. Gene Ontology annotation, cellular component: nucleus; cytoplasm. NCBI's taxonomy places the organism in Eukaryota, Metazoa, Arthropoda, Arachnida, Scorpiones, Buthidae. The record is from RefSeq and is a predicted model, not a curated record.
AUUCUGAUGAUGAGUAGAGUUGUCGUCUGUUGGGUGGAGUGUCGCUGUUCAAACCAAACGACAUAAACGUUCAUGGACGAUUUGUUAAAUGGAUUCGUCUGUUCAUUGAAAGUGGUUAACGUUUGAUAAACGAGGUUGCACUUAAAUAAUUCCGUCGCCUUUUAGAAUUUUCUGGACUAAUGGCUCUGUGGAGAGACGUGAAGAAUGCUUUAUGGCACUCUUUCGAUGCUUUAGAUCAUAACAGGAUUGGAAAAGUCACCAAGUCCAGAUUAAAGGUGCUGACUGCAAGUUUAGGAACAUUAUUACAUUGUCAUGGUGUUGAAAAAAGUUUACAAGAUCAUCAUAGUACUCCAUAUCUCAGUUUUGAAGAUUAUAUGUAUUACCUUAAUAUUGAAUUACCAGUAAAUGACUUAUCUUCAAAUGACAUUAGGAAAUAUUGGGAUCAAAUAGAAGAAGUUUGUUGGUUAGUAUGUAAACAAAAUUAUUUGAUGAGGGAUUAUGUUGCAUUUCCAGAUAUUUGUGUUUUUCAUCUAUUCCGCAUUUUUUGUUUGUUGGGUGAAUUGAAGCCUGUUGAAGAAUCAUUAACAGUUGCUAUUGAUGCAGAAGAAGUGAAAUAUAUUAUACAAUUACUAACUCAGGAAUUGGGUCAAGAAUGGAAUCCAUCAGAAUUCGAACAAGUCAUUUGUGUGUUUUCAUUUAUUAAAUUCCCUGUAUUUUUAACUUUAGUUGAAACACAAAUUACUCUCAAUAUUGAAAGACAAGGAAUCAUUGAAGCAACUAAAGAAAUUUAUGAUAGCAUUAUUUUAGAUGUAUUAAAAAAGGGUAUAUUAAAGAAACGAGUUACAAAAUUAGGUGGCUGGUGGGAAUAUUGGUAUGUAUUACAGCCUUAUCGACUAAGUUGGUAUUCAAGUAGGGAUGAAAAUGAUAAACGAGGAGAGAUUAACAUUAAUCCCGAAACUAAAGUUGAGGCUGUAUCUGAUCUUCAAGGGAACAAAAAUUAUAGGUUUAUGAUAACAACUGAAGGAAAAACCAUUGAACUGUCCUCAGAGGAUUAUAAAUGUAAACUUCAAUGGAUGUCAGCUAUUUCUACUGCCAUUGAAUACUCUAAAUAUCCACAAUCUUAUCAGAGAAGUUUGGCAACUGUAAGAAAAAGUGAAAGACAAAAAGCACAAUUGAAAAAAGAAAAAGAGGAGACACACCGAAGUCAACAAUUACAAGAACUUGAGUUAGAAAAAAAGGCUAGAGCAAAAGCUGAAGCUCUCCUGAAAGAAGAAAGUCAUAAAAGAAAAGAGUUAGAAGAAGCAAAAAAACAAUAUGAGAAACUUUUAGAAGAAGAAAGACAGGCCAAAAGAGACGAAGAGAUUGUUCGUACUCUCCAGUCUAGGAUGUUGUUAGAAGAAUGGGAUAAAAGGGAACAAUUAGAAUUUCAAAGGGCUGAGCAAGAAAAAUUGUUGAAAGAAGAACAAGAAAGAAGAAAGGAAUUGGAGUUGCAAAAAGCUGCUCAAAUAAAAACAGUUUUUCAAUUAUCUGAAAAAUUAAGUAAUCUAGAAAAUGAAAAGUGCCAACUUCACAAUACAUUAAAGAAAACUAAGGAAAAGCUGGUUAUGUCUAAUUGUAGUAGUCAAACUUUACAGAGGAAUCCGAAAAAUAAAUCAACCGUGCCUCUUCAGAGGGCCCGAUCAGUAGAUUUGAGUUGCUGUUCUAAAUUGAGCACUUGGAGUUGUCAGCCAGACAGAAAUUCUUUUGAUAAUAACUGUAUUAACAUACACCGUGAAGAAAAUAUUUAGUUUUGAAUCUUAAGUAAUCUUUUGUUUGUUUUAAUUAGAAUAUAAAGUGAAGUAGUAAUUAAAUUUAUAUAUAUAUUUUUUAAUUAAUGAAA